Messenger RNA from Odontomachus brunneus, 1665 nucleotides. RefSeq names its product 2-oxoisovalerate dehydrogenase subunit alpha, mitochondrial (gene BckdhA). Gene Ontology annotation, molecular function: oxidoreductase activity, acting on the aldehyde or oxo group of donors, disulfide as acceptor. The coding region runs from base 496 to 1584 and encodes 362 amino acids. The transcript has 7 exons. The record is from RefSeq and is a predicted model, not a curated record. Lineage: Eukaryota; Metazoa; Arthropoda; Insecta; Hymenoptera; Formicidae. Gene Ontology annotation, biological process: branched-chain amino acid catabolic process.
UGUAUCAAUGGCCGUGAAAGCCUCAAAUCUAGUAUAUAUUGUUUUAUUCUAACUUGUUGCAGCGUGCAGUGUGCACCAGUUCAGAAAGUUCUUCGAGAGAAUACAGAUUUAUCAUGCGCUUCUAUGACUUUUAUUUUAUCAUUAUGUCAUGAAGUAGUAUAUUUAAAUUGAAGUCGCAUCACGUGAUUCAGAAAGGCAAUUGCAAUAGGAAUAAAUACUAAGUGACCUAACCUAGGAGAAUGAAAUUAUUUUAUUUAAAGCAAAGGAACAGAAUAAACAAACGCACCGUAAAUUACGAAUUAGCAACAAGAAAGAUAUAAUAUUAAUAUAAUAUAUAUAAUAUUAAAUAUAAAAAAUAAUUAAUUUAAGAUAAAACAAUAUAGUACAAAACAACACACACAUGAACCAGGUUUCCUUGGAGUCAACUGUAACUUUACGAAUAAAAUCCAAUUUGUCAAUCAUGAAACUUACAAACCCAUUCCUAUAUACAGGGUUAUGGAACCAUCGGAAGAAACUAAAUUACCUGAAAAGUUAGAAGAUGCAUUAGUGCUAAAAAUGUACCAUAAUAUGAUAACACUGAGUGUGAUGGACAAAAUUAUGUACGAAUCUCAACGACAGGGACGCAUUUCUUUUUAUAUGACAAAUAGCGGCGAAGAAGCUCUGCAGAUCGGUUCCGCCGCUGCUUUAACUUUGGACGACAUGAUUUACGCACAGUACCGCGAAGCUGGUGUCUUGUUGUAUCGUGGGUAUCCAGUAUCAAAGUUCAUGAACCAAUGUUACGGCAAUUGCGAGGAUGAAGCCAAAGGCAGGCAAAUGCCGGUACACUAUGGCUCCAAAGAGUUGAAUUUUAUGACUAUCUCGUCUCCGUUGGCAACUCAAAUGCCACAAGCUGCAGGAGCUGCUUAUGCCUAUAAAUUGAAUAAAAAAAAGUCGUGUGUGGUUUGCUAUUUUGGCGACGGUGCAACGAGUGAAGGUGACGCCCAUGCAGCAUUUAACUUUGCAGCCACGCUAUCGUGUCCCAUCAUUUUUAUCUGUCGAAAUAAUGGAUACGCUAUCUCCACGCCAGUCAAAGAGCAGUUCAAGGGAGACGGUGUCGCUGCCAAAGGUCCGGCUUAUGGAAUUAACACGAUCAGGGUGAACGCUAAUGAUGUGUUCGCGGUAUACUUUGCUACAAAAACUGCCAAAGAGUUCUGUAUAAAACAACAGAAGCCAGUUUUAAUAGAAGCUAUGACUUAUAGACUCGGACAUCAUAGCACAUCCGACGACUCUACCGCCUAUCGCUCGGCCGAUGAGAUAGCCAAAUGGAAUGUUCACACACCACUUGCCAAGUUUCGUGCAUAUUUGGAGUCACGUGGAUUGUGGUGUCAAGAGAAAGAGCAGGAGUUAAUAAAUUCUACAAAGAAGGAAGUUCUUCGUGUUUUCGCGGAGGCAGAGAAAAAAUUGAAGCCACAUUGGAAAGAACUGUUUACAGACGUUUAUAAGGAUGUUCCUUGUCAUAUAAGAAAUCAAAUGAAUCUAAUGGAAAAGCAUCUGGAAGAAUUCAAGGAACAUUAUUCAUUGAGUUCCUACACAGGCACUAAAUAGAGAGAGGAUAUUAUAUACAAAAUUUGCCACAAGUACAAAUAAUUUUGCACUUUUGUUUUAAUAAAGUUUGCUUUGAACUAA